AUGAUGGCAUUAACAGAAGAUCAAUUAGUAUGUUUUUUUCGCUUAUUAAAAAAAAUUUAUGAUAGCGUUUCAGACGUGUUAUUUUCCAAAAAAAAUUAUAAUAUACUCGAUGAUAACGUUAAAAAUCAUGAAAGUAAUAAUUAUUGUAACUUAUUCAGCACUUUCGAAUACAAGUAUAAAGGAAUUAAAGAUUUGUGUCAAAAAAUUGCUAAGAACUUAAAAGAAUUACCAUCAUUAAAUAAUGUUGGAAAAACUUAUCGUGAUCGUUGUUCUUAUAUGAAUUACUGGGCAUAUAAUGAAAUUUUGAAAAAAUAUCAAUCAAAUUUUGUUGUCAUUGACAGAGAUUUGGCAGAUAAACUUUUUGACGUUGUUUUUAAUAUUAAUAAAGAUCAUUUAAGUCUAGAUUAUAGGUGUUAUAUUCCUUUUGAAGGAGAUUUUUUUAAAUGGAAAAAUUUGAAAAUUUUACAUGAUUACUUUAGAAAUGUUGAUGAAAUUGAGAGUAAUAUUGAUUCGAUUGAAAAGGACAAGUGCGAAGAAUAUGAUAAGUAUAUCCAAUUAAUUAAACCAAUUUAUGAUAUAUAUGCAGGAAAAUGUUGCACAUGGGAAGAUGAAUGUCCAUUUUUUUUGUGUGACUAUAAGUAUGAUCAUCAUGUAAUAUUACAUAAAUUAAAAAAACGUUGUAAUGGUACAUCAUAUAGCAGAACGCCAGAUUCAGAUACAAAGAGAAAAAUUCGUCAUGAAGAGGAUAAUUCAGAUUACAUAACUCUACCUAAUCUACAAUUACUUGGUGCCAAGCAUGAGGCGACGGUUAAAGCCAAAAGUACUAAAAAAUAUAUAUACGCAAAUGUAGAUGAGACAAAAACUCCUACUACAUAUAAAUACCUUAGAUGUCGUAAAUGGUUUAUAAACAAAGGAGAAAAAGAUGAUGAUCUUUCUACAUUUGCUAGGUGUUAUGAAACUCCAGUAAGGCAAGAAUCUUUUGAUAAAGUUUUUAUAUCUUCUGCAAUAAAGAAUCAAAGAGAUACAAUAAUUCUAGAUUUAAAAUCUACGGAUUUUGAUUCAACUAUUAGAGAUGCUUCUGAUAUGUUAGAAACCCCAAAUCACAUAUCAAAAACAAUAACUUUUCGUAUUGGCGCAUCCAUUGUUUUGUUUUUAGGAAUCGCUAUGGUUUUUUUUAUUUAUUUUAAAGUAAAUAAAAAUUCGUAUAGAAAUUUUACGCCGCUUGGAUCUUGGAUAAAAAAUAGGACAAGAAAAAAUAAAACAGUUAAAAAGAAUCACAAAGUUCAACGCAGAAAUCUUCCACCAAAUACUUCCCCAAGACGAGCAAAUGCUAAUAUCCCUAACAAAACAAUACGAAUCAUGUACGAUUCAUAG
Plasmodium gonderi is the source of this 1374-nucleotide messenger RNA. RefSeq names its product variable surface protein. The transcript is spliced from 3 exons. Bases 1 to 1374 code for a protein of 457 amino acids. The record is from RefSeq and is a predicted model, not a curated record. Lineage: Eukaryota; Apicomplexa; Aconoidasida; Haemosporida; Plasmodiidae.